UAUGAGGACUUUAGUCCUGUCUGGCAACCCGCACAACUCGAACCUGGCAACCCGAGCGCGCGCUCGAUCCGCCCCCUUCCUGCGCCGCGCCUUCCCGAACCUGCUCCAACUUCUCCAGGCUGGAGACCAAGCGAGAUCAUGUUCCUGCUGUGGACCUGGAGCUGAGCUUCAGGAGUUUGGUUCUUGGUGGAAGGAGCAUUAUUUGUGUCAGAACUCGUGCUGGUGUUGAUGACACUCGGAUCUCCAGCCCUCACGCGCAUGAAAGGGUCUUCAGGAGUUUGAGGAGAGUCGGGAUGCAGAAUGGAUCCCAAACCAGACAUCCUGCUUCCAACUACGGGCUGCACAUGGCUGAGUCCCAUCAGCAUGUUCCUGGGGAUUCCUCUGGAUCAGGUGAACUUUAUCACGUGCCAGAUGUUCGGCCUCGCUGCUGCCUUCUGGUUUCGGCUGUGUCUCAGUCCUCAGCGGGUCGGUCCAGCUGUGCGUCACGGCGUCGCUAGUUUCUUGGGGUCGUUGUUCAUUAUAUUCUGCUUUGGAUGGUAUUCCUCACAUGUCUUCGUCCUGACGCUCAUCUGUUACGUCAUCCUCCACAGAGCGAGUGCACACACUGUUCACUGGUACUCGAUGAUCGUGGCGAUGGGCUACCUCACGGUGUGCCAGAUCAGCAGGGUCUUCAUCUUCAACUACGGUAUCCUGGCCACGGACUUCUCAGGGCCGCUGAUGAUGUUGGUGCAGAAGAUCACCACUCUGGCCUUUCAGCUUCAUGAUGGAAAGUUUAGAAAGCAGGAGGAGCUCACUGUGGAACAGAGACGGCUAGCUGUAGCCACCCAGCCGUCUCUGCUGGAGUACCUGAGCUACACCCUGAACUUCAUGAGCAUCCUGGUGGGGCCGUGCAGCAACUACAGCGACUACACCGAGUUCAUCAAAGGACACCACGUCCACAACAAACUCGCACACAAACUGCAGCACAACGGCUACGACGCACAAGCAGAACCCUCGCCUGUGCAAACCGUGUGUCAGAAGCUGAUGGUGUGUGUCGGCUGCCUCUUCUGGUUCUUCGUCAUCACCAGAAGGUUCCCGAUCGGCUACAACGUGGACCCGCGGUUCAUCGGCGAGGCCUCGUUCCUCAGCAGACUAGCUUACGCUUUCGUCUCCGUCCAGGCGGCUCGGCCCAAGUUUUACUUUGCGUGGACUCUGGCUGAUGCAGUCCAUAACGCAGCGGGAUACGGAAUCAGCGGAUUGGACAAGAAUGGCCGUGUGUCCUGGGACCUCAUCUCCAACAUCCACAUCUGGGAAAUUGAGACAGCGACCAGCUUCAAAUCGUUCAUUGACAACUGGAACAUUCAGACAGGGGCGUGGCUCAAGUGCGUGUGUUACGACCGUGUACCGUAUUUCCAGACGCCAUUGACGUUUGUGCUUUCGGCGCUGUGGCAUGGAGUUUACCCUGGAUAUUACUUCACCUUCCUCACAGGCAUCCCCAUCACACUCGCCGCCCGUAUCAUUCGCAGGAAUUUCCGCCACCAUUUCUUGCACUCUCGUGCCGUCAAGCUGGCGUACGACGUCAUCACCUGGGCAGCGACGCAGUUGACCAUCUGUUACACAGUCAUGCCGUUCUUAGUGCUGGCCGUGGAACCGACAAUCGUCUAUUACAGGUUCAUGUACUUCCAUGUGCACAUCAUUAGCAUUCUGGCGAUACUCGUCCUCCCCAGCAGACCCAAGAGGCCUGAUCUCCAUGUCCAGCACUCCAACAAUAACGUGAAGGGAGAAUAAACACCCCGCCGUGUGUGUGUGUGAGAGAGACUGCAGUGGCAUGAGGGCUGCACAAAGGACGCUCUGUGUCAGUGACAAAGCGAGCUGGGCGGGAGCGUAACCGCCUGCCAUAACGCGUCCUCACUCUCGGUUCAUGAACAAACACACACACACACGAUGGUGACUGAACUAUAGAUCCGAGUAAAGACUCGACGCCGUUGUGUCAUGCCUCACUGCACUGAGCGGUUAUGAAGAAAAGAUGGACUCAUCCCAUUUUUACUAAGUAAAUUAAUUGUCAUUGUUCAACGUUUUUAAAACUUUAAACUGGGGCAGUAACGCCGGUUUGGGGCCAGAGAAUUAACUGUAAAUUAAAUGCUGUCUAAUAUGUAUUUUACACACAUCCAUAUUUAUAGGAACACCUGGACAAACUCAGUGUGGGUGAGUCUCUGUCCAUGAUGGUCUCCAGUGGAACCUGAGGUGGUCUUCUGUUGUUGGAGCCCGUCCACCUCGAGGUUUGGUGCAUGCGGAGAUGCUUUUCUGCUCACCAUGGUUGUAAAGAGUGAUGAUGAGUUCUUUGUGGCAGCUCGAACCAAUCUGGCCAUUUUCCUCUGAGCUCUCAUCAACAAGGCGUUUGUAUCCACUCGCAGAACUCACUCACUCUCUCUCUCUCUCUCUCUCUCUCUCUCUCUGACCCCAUUCCCGCUCAGUGAAAGCUGUAAAGUUUCAAUUAUUAUUCUGGAACGGUGUCCUGUGCGACUGGAAUCAAAACAAUGUUGAAAUGUUAAUCUUCCCUGAUCAACCCGAGCCCCCGGUAUCUGCACUGCACUGCUGCCACUUGAUUGGCUGAUUGGGCCACUGCAUCAACGAGCAGGUGUACAGGUGUUCCUAAUAAAGUGAACAGUGCAUGGAUGUGUGUAUCUAACUUUGUGAAUUUUGAUCAAAUACAUUUGAGUGCUACCUUUUUUAAAAAUGUAUCUUUUUGAAUAAAAAAAAAUAAA
Messenger RNA from Neoarius graeffei (lesser salmon catfish), 2744 nucleotides. It is a transcript of the gene mboat1, whose product is annotated as membrane bound O-acyltransferase domain containing 1. The coding region runs from base 301 to 1767 and encodes 488 amino acids. The transcript is spliced from 13 exons. Gene Ontology annotation, biological process: lipid modification. NCBI's taxonomy places the organism in Eukaryota, Metazoa, Chordata, Actinopteri, Siluriformes, Ariidae. The record is from RefSeq and is a predicted model, not a curated record. Gene Ontology annotation, molecular function: acyltransferase activity. Gene Ontology annotation, cellular component: membrane.